GUUGCUUUUGCCUACACUCGUAGUAAUCGAAAAGGAAUUCUUAUACUAGGUUGGAUCACAUUGGACCACCGCUGUAUCACAAAUUCAGCCAGUGUAGAAAGUUCUACCAAAGGCUUUAUUAUGGCGGAAUCUUUAGAGCAGAUGACAAAAUCCGACACUAUAAGACUUCGCGAUCGAUAUAUCGGACAAUCGUGCAAGUUAUUUUACAAGUCGAAUCCAUUAAAAAUUGUGAGGGCUGAAGGACAAUACAUGUAUGAUGAAAAGAAUAAUCAAUAUUUGGACUGCAUAAAUAACGUUGCGCAUGUUGGCCAUUGCCAUCCGGAUGUCGUGCGAGCCGGACAGGAACAGAUGGCUUUGUUAUCCACGAACAAUCGUUUCCUUCAUGAUAAUUUGGUACUAUGCGCAAGUCGACUGGCGUCACUUCUGCCGGAACCGCUGUCCGUUUGCUUCCUGGUGAACUCCGGGAGCGAAGCUAACGAUCUUGCUCUUCGUCUCGCUCAGACUCACACGAAGAACAAGGAUGUUAUUACAUUGGACCAUGCUUAUCACGGACAUUUGACCACGAUAAUAGAUAUCUCGCCAUACAAAUUCAAUAAACCUAAUGGUACCGGCAAGAAGGAUUGGGUGCAUGUGGCUCCUUGCCCGGAUGUGUACCGUGGAAAAUAUCGCGCCAUCGAUUACAUCGACGAGGAUCUUGGUGUUAAAUACGCUGAGGAUGUAAAGCAAAUCUGCAAAGACAUCAAGGCUCAAGGACGUGGAGUUUGCGCUUACAUCGCGGAAAGUCUCAUGUCAGUCGGUGGACAAAUUCUGCCGCCACCGAAUUAUUUCCAGAAUGUAUACAGGCACGUACGCGAAGCAGGAGGAAUCUGUAUUGCGGAUGAAGUUCAAGUCGGUUUUGGAAGAGUCGGCACUCACAUGUGGGCCUUUCAAUUGUACGGCGAAGACAUUGUCCCGGACAUAGUUACGCUAGGCAAGCCCAUGGGCAACGGUCAUCCUGUUGCAGCUGUCGUUACGACGCCAGAAAUCGCGCGUAGUUUUUAUAAUACGGGCAUCGAAUACUUCAAUACGUAUGGAGGUAAUCCUGUAUCCUGCGCAAUAACGAAUGCGGUAAUGGAGGUUAUAGAACGUGAGGGUCUUCAGGAGAAUGCUUUGAAGGUCGGUAAUCAUCUGCUCGCAGAAUUGAAGAAAUUGGCGAAGCGACGGAAGAUUAUAGGUGAUGUGCGCGGCGUUGGACUGUUCGUCGGCAUCGAAUUAGUACGCGACAGAAUUAAAAGGAUACCAGCGACGGCAGAGGCAAAGCAUGUGGUAUCCAGGAUGAAAGAGAAGAAGAUUCUUAUCAGCAGUGACGGGCCUGACGAUAACGUUCUGAAAUUGAAGCCGCCAAUGGUCUUUACACUCGAGAAUGUUAAUCAUUUCGUAUCCGUUCUCGAUAAAGUACUCGAAGAAGUUGAUAUCGACUUUGACGAGGAAUCGGAACCUACUACAACUAUUAUCAAAGCAACAAUCUCGUCUAUAGGAGUCGAUAGAAGUACCGCGGUGAAUAGCAAUGGAAAUUCAUUAUUUGUUCGCGCUAAUUAAUAAUGUAUAUUAUACAAAUAUUGCAAAUAUUGAA
Molecule: messenger RNA, 1612 nt
Organism: Trachymyrmex septentrionalis
Lineage: Eukaryota; Metazoa; Arthropoda; Insecta; Hymenoptera; Formicidae
Product: alanine--glyoxylate aminotransferase 2-like
Exons: 9
Coding region: 121-1578 (485 amino acids)
Cellular component (GO): mitochondrion
Molecular function (GO): pyridoxal phosphate binding; transaminase activity
Source: RefSeq, a predicted model, not a curated record